AUGGAGGGCUCGGCCAGCCCGCCUAGGGUGUGGCGGGUCCUCCAGGGCGACGGCAGUGAUGGCAUUCUGGUUCGUUCGGAGCAGGGCCUCUCCAGCACCGUACUUGGACGUUUGAGUUUCGGGGCGCUAGUACUCGCUGAAGCUGAGGCCGGCUCACGACUUCGGUUCCGACUGCUGCGGGGCAAGGGGCCCUUGCAGGGCUGGGUUUCGCAAAAAGUUCAGAGCAGACAGCUGCUGGAGAGGGUCGAUGAUCCUUCGUCAGCACUACUGCCUCCUGAUAGCAGCGGGACGCCAUUGCCGCACAUCUCCAUGGAUGUUUUGCCUAGCUGCGGCUGGGCCUCCUGGUACGAUCUCCGCCGUGUGGCCAACUUUCGGGAUGUAGCAGAUGCGCUGGGCCCUGGGACACCGUUGCGGUGCCGCGGUGGCCGCACACUGCGACGGAACUGGCUUUUUCGCUCUGGACACUUUGCAGCUGCCACAGAGGAGGACCUGGCCACGCUCGCGAAGCUGCGGCUUCGAACGUAUGUGGACCUGAGGGAGGGCACCGACUUCGAGGGCGCAGAUGCUCCCGUCUACACGCAGCUCUUCCCACCGAGCCCAAAGGAGCGUCAAGAAGGCAAAGGCAGUCAAAGUGCCACACAGGCUCCAGGCCGUCGGGUGUGGUGCCCAUUUACGAAGGACCUCCGCUUGCGACCUUGGACGCCGGACGAGAAAGCCGGGCUCGUGCCCGAGAGCGACACCAAGGCGUGGACGUCGUGGUGGUUCCAGCGAGCGAGCCGCCAGGCGAUGGCCGGGAAAAUCAACUUGCCCAGCAACCUGGCAGCGGUGAACCGCGCGGCGCUCUUUGUCAACGCCGCAGAGAUCCGCGCGGCUCUACAAACCCUCACUGAGGAAAGCAACUUUCCACUGGUUUUCGGCUGCGUCGCCGGGAAAGACCGGACUGGAUUGCUCAGCUGCCUCAUCCUAAGCGCCCUGGGCGUGGACCGCGAGAUCAUUAUCGCCGACUACUUGAAAACCAACCAAGCAGCCCGGCACAUCGAUGCUUGCAACCAGGUGGGCCAGCACCUCUGGUGGCAGCAGCUGGAAGUGGAGGCGCCGGAACGGUUCCGGCGCCUCCGGCCUUCGCUGCCCACACUUCGCUUCGAUGCCUCCUGGGAGGGGAAGACGUGGCAAAGUCGAGGCCCUGACGGCCCCGAGCAAGAGGAUCGCGAAAAAAAUGGCAAUGAAGGCCCUUUGGAUGGCGCGGGCGUGGACUCCGCGCUGGCCAGUGGUCCGCCUGCAGAAGCUUUGCAAAGCUUGCAGAGCUCCGCGGUCUACGAGGGCAUCGUCCAGUACACGCUCAACAUGCUGGAUGAAGAAGGAGGGGUCUUGUCCUACCUGGAAUCGAUUGGCUUCGGGCCGGAUGACGUGGAGAAGCUGAUAGCUAACCUGACAGAGUGA
This is a messenger RNA of Symbiodinium natans, 1440 nucleotides long. NCBI's taxonomy places the organism in Eukaryota, Dinophyceae, Suessiales, Symbiodiniaceae. The record is from the annotation of a GenBank genome assembly.